AUGCCGUCCCCAAAAAUCUCCGCAGCUCUGCAGCAAAUCACCGCCACGCCAGAUAAGCAACAAGCCUACCAGGCCCUCCUCUCCCAAGUCCAGCAAGCAUCCCCACCUGCGCAGCUCCCACAAGACCUCAUUGCCAUCCUUGAUGCCAUAUUUGCCGAUUCCCUAGGCAUAGUCGCAACAAGAUCACUCAGCGGCCUAUUUGUCCAAACCCUCAAAUCGGUCUCGAACGGCGAGACAAAGAUCACAGUCGGCGAACAUGCACUCGAAAUCUUCCAAGCCCAGGCGUCCUCUUUCGAAGAACAAAAUGCGCAAGUCCGAGAGCUCAUGGCAUCUGCCUACGAAGACGACGAAGAUAAUCUUGCUGCUGCGAAGGUUCUAGCAGGAAUACCCCUUGAAUCAUCUCAACGCAAGGUGACAAACGAAGACAAAGUAAAAUUCUGGAUCCGCAUCACCCGGAAUUAUCUCGAAGUCGAUGAUACGAUACUGGGGGAACAAUAUCUUAAUAAAGCGAAGAACCUCAUAUAUACAGUCUCAGAUCGGGAUCUGAAUUUACAUUUCAAACUUUGCCAAGCACGGAUUCAGGAUGCACGACGGGACUUUCUGACUGCGGCGCAGGGAUAUCAUGAUAUCAGUUUCUUGCCGGUUAUUGCAGAGGAAGAACGCCUACAUACUCUAAGUAUGGCUAUUAAAUGCGCUGUUCUGGCCCCAGCGGGACCUGCUCGCAGUCGCUCCUUGGGAAGGCUAUAUAAGGAUGAGCGAGCCCUUACGUUGGACGAGUUUCCCAUAUUGGAGAAGAUGUUCCUGGAUAGACUCUUGUCGCCCGAGGAGGUCACAAAGUUUGCUGAGGGUUUGGCACCGCAUCAGCUUGCCACAACCUCAGACGGAAUUACGGUGUUGGCAAAGGCAGUUGUCGAGCAUAAUUUACGGGCUGCCUCCCAAUUAUACACUAACAUUGGAUUUGAUGCGUUGGGCCUGUUGCUGGGCCUAGAGGGCGGUAAAGCUGAAGAAACGACGGCCAGAAUGAUCGAACAAGGCCGACUAGUUGGUAGGAUUGACCAGAUCGAGAGAGUCAUCUGGUUUGAGGCCGGUGAAGCUACAGGUGAGAAGGGCAGCGGAAGAGCCGAGGGUAUAGUCGGAAAGGAGCUGAGGAGAUGGGAUGCGAAUGUGCAAGGGCUGGCCGAGGAAGUUGAGAAAGUCACUUCGGAGCUACAACUACGAUAUCCUGACUUUGUUGCAGCGAAUCUAGUUGUAUGA
Messenger RNA from Venustampulla echinocandica, 1254 nucleotides. RefSeq lists its product as uncharacterized. Gene Ontology annotation, cellular component: COP9 signalosome; cytosol. The transcript is spliced from 2 exons. NCBI's taxonomy places the organism in Eukaryota, Fungi, Ascomycota, Leotiomycetes, Helotiales, Pleuroascaceae. The record is from RefSeq and is a predicted model, not a curated record. Bases 1 to 1254 code for a protein of 417 amino acids.